AUGUUCAAAUUAUUCAAAAUCAAGAGUCUUCUUCGGCUCACAAUCUUUCUGUCUCCUGUAUUAUCAGAGCUCCUCUGCCGACCCGAAGGACCCGUGGUACCGCGCCCCGUCUCUCUAUCGUCGUCACCAGACUUCCUGUCCGCGGCCAGGAAUCUGAGCGACAAUUUCAGCCCGGCUCUGAACGGCACGAUUCGAGCAGGCUUUCCCACAGAAAAUGUCUCCUUCUCUGUCGCUGUUGUCUCAUUGGCGCAGGAUGACCCCAGGGUACCACUUUGGGAACACCACCAUCUCUCAGCCGCAAAUAUCGACGGCACAAAGGAGCUAGACAGAAAUUCCCAGUACCUCAUCGGCUCAGUAUCCAAGGUCCUAUCCGAUGCUGUCCUGCUCAAGAGCGGUUUGAGCCUGGAUGACAGCAUCACCAAGUAUCUACCCGAGUUAGCGAGCAGUGAUAGCCCAGUCAGGUGGGAAAAUAUCUCCCUCGGGGCUCUGGCUAGUCAGCUGAGUGGCAUUCCGCCCAACUAUGGAUUCUCAGAGUUCUACUACCUGAAAGACUACUUCGAGUCACUCGGGUUCCCGCCUCUCAACGACAGCGACUACGCCCCAUGUGGCGUCCAGGCGCUGAAUAUGGGUUGCACAAGGGAACAGUUCCUCCAAGGCAUGCUCCAGGUCAGGCCAGUGGCGUCGCCCAUGACGCGUCCCGUGUACUCCAACAUCGUCUUUAGCCUCUUCGUCUUCGCCAUCGAGGCUGCUACCGGCAUGAAUUACACAGAACAGCUCAAGCACUAUGUGACAGAUCCGCUUGGCAUGAUGAGCACGACCACCAGCCCUGGCGUUGACGAUCGAGCUGUGAUCCCGCCGAUGCAGAGCAGUUGGGGGAGCCAUUAUGGAGACAACGCACCCGGAGGCGGCCUUGUGUCAACAAUCUCAGACCUCUCUACCUUCUUCCACGCAAUCCUCUCACGCAACGCAACCCUCCUUCCUCCCACAGCCAUCAAUUCGUGGCUUAAACCCCGCAGCCCCGCCAGUUCAAGCCACUCGUCCGUCGGAGCGCCCUGGGAGAUCUUCACUCCGGACGCUGGCACGCUGACGCCAGAUCACCCGCACACGGUCCACAUCUACGCCAAGAACGGCGCCGCGUACGGGUACAACGCGCAGGUGGCGCUGGUGGACGACUACGGGGUGGCCGUGGUGGUGCUCACGGCAGGAGAGCCUCAAGCCUACCGGUUUGUUUAUGAUGCCACGCUCAGCAGCAUCGUACGAGCUGUAGACGAGGCUGCGAGGGUCGAGGCUGAUGAGAGGGGGUACACGGGGAGUUUUGAGGGGCCUUGUUCGGGUGUAUCCGGGACGCCGGAGCCGGCGUGCUUAAACGUCACGGCCUAG
Messenger RNA from Diaporthe citri, 1380 nucleotides. RefSeq lists its product as uncharacterized. The transcript has 3 exons. NCBI's taxonomy places the organism in Eukaryota, Fungi, Ascomycota, Sordariomycetes, Diaporthales, Diaporthaceae. Bases 1 to 1380 code for a protein of 459 amino acids. The record is from RefSeq and is a predicted model, not a curated record.